AUGGCUUCUAAUAUUGUCUUCCUCCCGUUUCGAAGAACACACCCAGUCUCGCUGUCUGCUUCAAUACGGCAGUAUAUCUCGACCAAGUAUGAUCAGCACCCGGAUAUGUUCGUACGAGAUAUGGAUGCUAUAGACAAACUGCGAGCGGACGCCGUCAACUCACUCGAGGCACAUACCAGCGGCAUCAGAAAGCUGACAGCUUAUGCGGCGCAACUGGUCUGGAUGGGGGGAAAGUUUCCUAUUGAUAUUGGCGCCGACUUUUCAUGGUAUCCUGCCCUGGGUUUCAAUACUCAAAGACCGAUAUCGCAAAAUAACCUCCGAUUCGAGCUUGUAAACGUCUUAUUUAACCUUGCCUCUCUCUAUUCCCAGCUCGCCGUGUCCCUGAACCGAAGUACAAGCGACGGGCUCAAGUCAGCAUGCAAUUACUUUUGUCAAGCCGCAGGGGUGAUAUCCCACAUAAAGACCGUCAUCAUACCAGACAUGCGAUCCUCGCCUCCAGAAGACAUGGAUACCAUGACACUGGAGAGUAUCCAGCAGCUACUUCUUGCCCAGGCCCAGGAAUGCUUCUGGUCCAAAGCCGUAAAGGACGGAUUGAAGGACGGUCUAAUUGCGAAAUUGGCAGCAAAAGUGUCCGACUUCUACGACCAAGCCGCGGAGUACGGGACGAAGUCAGACAUCAUCAGCACCGAAUGGAUACAUCACAUGACGGCGAAGCAGCAUCAUUUUGCAGCUGCGGCACAAUACAGGGCGUCACGAGACUGCUUAGACAAGCAGAAUUAUGGGGAAGAAGUUGCGCGCCUCAGGGACAGUUUGACCUGCGCCAAUGAAGCACUGAAAGAGUCGAGGUGGAUUAACAGAAUCGUACUCGGAGAUCUCAAUGGCCUGAAGUCUCGAGUAUCGGAAGACCUAAAGAGAGCGGAGAAGGACAAUGAUGUAAUCUACUUGAUGCCUGUACCUCCGAAAUCAGAACUGAAGACACUUGAUCGCGCAGGCAUGGCCACUGCAAGGGUGCCACAAGAAGUCUCUGACCCGUCGUCGACUCUCGGCGAAGGCGGUAUUUACGGUCAACCAUUGUUUGCCAAAUUAGUACCAUACGCCGUCCACAUUGCCGCAAGUAUUUAUGAGGAGCGCAAGAACCGACUUGUCAAUGUCUCAAUCAUUGAUGAGUUGGAAGGCUUGACCAACCAGCUUAAAGACCUAUUGCAAUCUCUGAACCUUCCAGGAUCACUUCAAGCACUCGAAAAGCCCUUGGGACUACCACCAUCACUGACUACACAUGCAGAAGAGAUCCGUCAGCAGGAUGGCCUUCACCGUCUUCGGCGAUCGAUGCACGAGACCAGCAAGCUCAAAGCAAAUGAUACAACCAUCUAUAAAGAAGGUGUUGAUCUUCUGCGAUCUGAGGCAGUUGAGGAUGACCGUGCAAAGCUCAAACACGGAACAGACCGGUGGAGCCGUCAACCUUCACAACAAGCUGCCGACAAGUUGUAUGCACAGGUUUCUGAGAUCGAUGGAUAUCUUAAGUCUGCUGCGAGCAGCGACGAGCUCGUCACAACUAAGCUUAAAGAGUGCGAAAAGGUCCUGAAUGUGCUUUCCGGCAGCGAUCGGGAUAUCGAGGAGUAUGUGCCCAGUAGUAGGCGGGCAGUGAUGCCGCCCAACGUUCAACACGCCGCCGGAGACUUGAGGAACAUGUUGAACGAGGUCAGCCGGCUUGAGAGUAGGCGAAAAAGACAAAUCGAGAAAAUGCGCGACAAAGCCAAGCAGGACGAUAUAAACCAAGUGAUUCUAGCAGAGACAGCUCGUCUUGAGCGGGAGUUUCCGAUGCAAAAGAUUGAGCCUGCUCAAUUCGAAAAUUUAUUCGAGGAGCGUCUAGAGAGGUAUGAGGGAGAUCAAAAGUCGAUUGCUAAAGAGAAAGAAGAGCAAGAUCAGAUUUUAUCCCAGCUCAGGCAGAGCAAUACAGCAUUUGCGAACGCGAGAAAAGGCGACACUUCGACCAGGGAGCGGGAGCAAGCGUUACAGAGACUCGAGAAUGCGUACGUCAAGUACAAGGAGAUCAUUUCCAACUUAAACACUGGUCGGAAAUUCUACAACGAUCUCGCAAAGAUCGUAAACAGAUUUCGAGACGAAUGCAAGAACUUCGCAUACCAGAGACGAAUCGAAGCAGGACAGCUCGAAUCAGAGCUGUCCAAUGCAAUGUCCGCCCUCAACCUUUCCCAAGCGACUUCUCUUCAAGAACAGAAGCAACGUGAAUCGCUGCGGUCACAUUAUAGCGCCAAAGGGCUUUCGUCAGAGCCAUUGACAGCUCCUACGCCCACCAGAGCUGCCGUGCAGCCUCCGACUGCUCCUGCACCAGGAAUGUGGAAUCCGGAAAUGGGAAUCAAGUUUGGGGGUGUUACUACACCGCAACAGCCACCGGCGAACGGUACUGUGCAUAAUCCUGCGUAUCCGAAUACUAGAGCGAAAGGUGGACAGUGGGACGCAAAUCAAGGGUUGCGGUUUGGGUGA
Molecule: messenger RNA, 2502 nt
Organism: Letharia columbiana
Lineage: Eukaryota; Fungi; Ascomycota; Lecanoromycetes; Lecanorales; Parmeliaceae
Exons: 5
Coding region: 1-2502 (833 amino acids)
Cellular component (GO): endosome
Molecular function (GO): protein binding
Source: RefSeq, a predicted model, not a curated record